Molecule: messenger RNA, 860 nt
Organism: Orbicella faveolata
Lineage: Eukaryota; Metazoa; Cnidaria; Anthozoa; Scleractinia; Merulinidae
Product: protein FAM204A-like
Source: RefSeq, a predicted model, not a curated record
UAGUAGCGUAGCCAAUUAAAAUGCAGGAUUUGCAUUAGUCCACUAGUUGGGUGAUACUAAUAGAGGAGAGUACAUUAGCCAACAUUAGUCCCGGUGGUACUGUAUCCUAUGCCAUAUAUGGAUGUGCUCGUCACGGAAUCUGUCUGCUCAAGCUGAGGAACACGUGACGAGCGAAAUGCUGAUGGUGAUCUGCAGUAAUUUGUUUUAAAGUAAGGGAAAAUCUUUUUUUCUGUACUAAUCUCCAUGUAUAGAUUGUUUUUGCACCAUUUUCUGUCCAUGGCAUUAGCCCCAAUCGGCGGUAACCUUCCUACUCCAUGCAGAGAGUCAUCAUAGAGUUUCAUGCGUGACGACCAAGACUGAGCAGUCAGUCAGCACGGUCGUCGUUCAGCGGAUUUUAACAUGUCGCGCAACAUGCAGGAAGCGUCGGCGCAAUCAUACCCUGUGGAGGGCGAAAUGAAGUGAUUUGAUUUGCGUGGUAAAUGUAUUCAACCGUUCCUCCUCCACAACAAGGUACUUCUGGCAUUGAAUGUGACGGUGGAAAAGAGAAAGAAGGUCCUCCGCGCGGAAUAUCGGAAGAAAAAUGGCAGAAAUUUCAGCAAUUGAGAGAACGUAGAAUCAAAUGCUGCAAGCUUUCAACAGAGAAGAGACUUAAAGACAUAAAGAAGAAAGCAACAAAAUCAGUUUUGGAUAACCUGACAAGUGAUGUGGAAAUUGCAGUACUUCGUGACCAAGGUGUAAUCCAGCAAGGACACAAUAAACACAAACCAAACAAAUCAUCCCAUCAACUAGAAAAAUCUUUGAGCAAGAGGGGCUGCUUGCAGUCUACCCAAUGAAUUUGACUACCAAAAUAAUAGACCUCA